AUGGCAGCUGAAAAGUCCCCCCGCGCCCUCAUCUCAUACGGCCCGCUCAAGGCCGGAGGAUGGAAGCUGGAGAAUGUCUCGCUACGCCCGCUGCGAGAGAAGGAGCUCCUCGUUGAAAUGGUCGCGUCGGGGAUCUGUCAGACGGAUCUCCAUUUUGCAGGUGCCGAAACCGGCUUUGGCAUGCACUAUCCUCGGGUUAUGGGUCAUGAAGGCGCUGGAUAUGUCCGAGCUGUUGGCCCUGGCACGAAUGUAGCCAGUGUCGGGGACUCGGUCAUUAUGUCGUUCUCGUCGUGCAAGGCCUGUGAGCCCUGUGAGAGGAGUCAUCCUGCGCAUUGUGCUGAGUUCAACGCGAUUAAUUUUGUAGCUGGGCCGGAGGACUAUGUCUUCAAGGAGGCUUCGUCGGAAUCUACCUCGAAACCAGAUAUCUAUGGAAGGUUCUUCGGGCAGUCGAGCUUUGCGAGCUUGUCGAUUGUUCAGGAGGACUCGAUUGUCAAUGUAUCCGGGCUCGUGGAGGAGCAAGAUCUGGCCUUGAUGUCGCCGCUGGGGUGCGGUAUUCAAACAGGCAGUGGUGCAAUCAUCAAUGCAGCUGCUGCAGGUCCUGGUGACCGAGUAGCAGUUAUCGGUCUCGGGGGCGUUGGUUUGAGUGCAGUUAUGGGUGCGAAGAUUGCUGGAUGUAAACAGAUUAUCGGCAUUGACCGACAUGAGUCGAGGCUGGAGCUUGCAAAGGAACUGGGUGCCACGCAUGUGGUCAGAGUUGAUCCAUCGAUGGCCUUGCAGGAUGUCACUGAUGCUGUCGUCGCUAUUACCGGUGGUUUAGGGACGAAUAUCACGCUGGAUACAACUGGUGUGCCACCUUUGAUCGCCGAAGGUGUCAAGAUGACGGGAUUCAAAGGGAAGAUUCUACAGGUUGGGACAGCGCCUGAGACGGCUGCUCUGGAAAUACCUAUCCACGAGUUUAUGGUCUCAGGAAAACAGUUCAUGGGCGUCGUGGAGGGUGAUGUUGUGCCCCAGGAGUAUAUACCCAAGUUGAUAUCCUGGGUGAAGGAAGGCAGAUUACCCUUGGAAAGGGUUGUGAAGUAUUAUCAGGCCGAGGACUUUGAGACUGCAAUCCGUGAUAUGCAGUCGGGACAGACAGUGAAGCCUAUUAUCUUAUGGUGA
Molecule: messenger RNA, 1158 nt
Organism: Aspergillus puulaauensis
Lineage: Eukaryota; Fungi; Ascomycota; Eurotiomycetes; Eurotiales; Aspergillaceae
Product: NAD(P)-dependent alcohol dehydrogenase
Exons: 2
Coding region: 1-1158 (385 amino acids)
Molecular function (GO): oxidoreductase activity
Source: RefSeq, a predicted model, not a curated record